Peronospora farinosa is the source of this 408-nucleotide messenger RNA. Lineage: Eukaryota; Oomycota; Peronosporomycetes; Peronosporales; Peronosporaceae. The record is from the annotation of a GenBank genome assembly.
AUGCAGGUAAAAGUUGAAGUUCAGGCGCAGCAAAAAGCUCAAAUUGAGGGACAGGCUACCGCACAAGCACGAGUAAUGGUCAUUAUGCCAUUAAGAUACGUGAAAGAGCGAGAUGAGAUACAACGCCAGCACGAGCUACAAAAUCAAGCCGUGAAGAAGCGGGAAGCCAGUGUUGUCAUGUAUCGAGCGGCCGUAGAAGAGCAGAAAUGCGCUCAGAUUGAGCGCAAAGCUAUGCUAAAUGAAGAAGUACAGAAGCUGAGAAAGACCAAUCAAGAAUUCGCCCUUACGGCAACACAAGUAAAGCAACAAAUUAAGGAAGCCGAAGAACGGGAGCUCCAGAGGGAAGGGGUCGUUCAAGCAUGGGCAGGGUGUGUACCACCGUUGAAAGCAGGACGAAAGAAGUGUUAA